Messenger RNA from Pochonia chlamydosporia 170, 1686 nucleotides. Its product is annotated as acetolactate synthase. The record is from RefSeq and is a predicted model, not a curated record. Gene Ontology annotation, biological process: butanediol metabolic process; L-valine biosynthetic process. The transcript has a single exon. Lineage: Eukaryota; Fungi; Ascomycota; Sordariomycetes; Hypocreales; Clavicipitaceae. The coding region runs from base 1 to 1686 and encodes 561 amino acids. Gene Ontology annotation, cellular component: acetolactate synthase complex. Gene Ontology annotation, molecular function: magnesium ion binding; thiamine pyrophosphate binding; acetolactate synthase activity.
AUGACGGGAAAUCUCCCAAUCGCGAAUCUCAUCGUGCAAGCUCUAGCCAAGGCAGGCGUCACUCAUGUAUUUGGCGUCCCGGGAGCGAAGAUAGACGGCAUUUUCAAUGCCCUUCGAGACCAUCCAGCCAUCAAACUCAUAGUUUGCCGACAUGAGCAGAAUGCAGCAUUCAUGGCCGCCGCUGUAGGGCGCCUAACUGGUCGUCCGGGAAUUUGCCUAGUUACAUCAGGUCCUGGAACCACCAAUCUCGUCACUGGUCUGGCUACAGCAACGUCUGAGGGCGAUCCAGUCGUCGCGAUUACUGGUACCGUGUCGCGAACUCAAGGAACCAGACAUACACACCAAAAUUUAGACGUCGCUAAAGUCCUCGAUGGUGUCUGCAAGUCUAUUGUUAAAGUGGUUAUCGAGGACCAGGUUCAUGAAGUUCUCGCCAACGUCUUUCGAGAUGCCCUCGACUUCCCCCAGGGUGCCACGGCGUUGGCCUUGCCAGUAGAUCUGGUCAACAGCAGUGUUGGUGGCCUAGACCAUGCUGUUCAGAGGUUCGAAGCUCCGGUCCAUGGUCCGGCGAGCCCGUCUGCCAUUGCUACCGUCUCCGAAUUACUCUCUUCUGCGCGUCGGCCAGUAGUCUUACUGGGGAUGAGAGCUGCAGACCCCGAGACAGUCGCGGCAACACAACGGCUCGUUUCUGCAUUCAACUUGCCUGUUGUUGAGACAUUUCAGGCUGCCGGCGCUAUUAGCGAGGACCUGCUGCAUUUGUUCUACGGUCGGAUUGGGCUCUUCAGGAAUCAGCCUGGCGACAAACUGCUCUGUCAUGCGGACCUGAUUCUCUCUGUCGGGUAUGAUCCAUAUGAAUAUGACGCUGAGAUGUGGAACACGAAUCCUCAGCGAAAUAAAUUGAUUCAUGUCGACUACCUCAAGUCGAACCUAUGUGCCAACUACGCUCCAACAGUGGAACUAGUCGGUGACAUUGCAACAACAUUGGAUAACCUACGGACAAGUCUCCAACCUACACAAGGUUACUGGGCUGAUGUUCAAGAAACUCUCACGUCGCUUCGAGCAGAGUUGACGAGCUGGCAGGACGCUGCGAGUAAAAAUUCCGAAGGAUUAGUCCAACCACAGCAAUUUGUGUACCUGCUUCGCAAACUUCUUCCAAAUGACACAGUCGUUACAACAGACGUCGGAACGGUCUAUAUCUACAUGAUGCGGUACUUUUAUACAUACAGACCCCGACACCUUCUAUGCUCAAAUGGCCAGCAAACUCUUGGUGUUGGCUUACCCUGGGCCAUUGCCGCAAGCUUUGUGCAGAAGCCGCCGUGUUCGAAGAGGGUUGUCAGUGUCAGUGGAGAUGGCGGAUUCAUGUUUACAUCACAAGAACUGGCGACUGCGGUGCAGAAUGGCUGCAAGAUUACACAUUUCAUCUUGAAUGAUUCUGCGUAUAACAUGGUCGAGUUCCAAGAGGAGGCCAAGUACGGACGAAGCUCUGGCAUCGAGUUGGGUGGCGUCGAUUUUGUCAAGUUUGCGGAAGCGUUUGGGGCUACUGGAUUUCGGGUUACGGACUCAAAGGACCUGGAAGAUACGAUGAAGGCUGCUCUUGAGGUGGAUGGUGUGGCUAUUGUUGAUAUUGCGAUUGACUAUAGCCAUAGUGCGGAUUUGAUGCGUGAGAUUAUCCCUCAGGACUACCACUAA